Molecule: messenger RNA, 1893 nt
Organism: Cotesia congregata
Lineage: Eukaryota; Metazoa; Arthropoda; Insecta; Hymenoptera; Braconidae
Source: the annotation of a GenBank genome assembly
UUUCAGAGAGACGUUCUCAAUCUAGAACCGAGUAAUGUUGCGAAUUGCGUGUCGAAAGGAAAAUCCGAGCACUUUGACUGCCGGAACCACAUACGAGUAAUCCAACCAAUGACCGAUGGUAACCGUCUGUACAUUUGUGGUACCAACGCACACUCGCCAAAAGACUGGGUGAUUUACAGCAACUUAACUCAUUUACCGCGACACGAAUUCGUGCCAGGUAUUGGAAUGGGUAUAGCCAAGUGUCCUUAUGAUCCCGCUGACAAUUCAACGGCAGUUUGGGUAGAAAAGGGCAAUCCUGGCAACUUGCCUGCCUUGUACUCCGGCACGAACGCAGAAUUCACCAAAGCGGACACUGUUAUAUUCCGUACCGAUCUGUAUAACUUGACCGACGGUCGCAGAGAGUACAGCUUCAAGAGAACACUCAAGUACGACUCCAAGUGGCUUGACAAACCAAACUUCGUAGGAUCAUUUGACAUUGGGACUCACGUUUUCUUCUUUUUCCGCGAAACCGCAGUGGAGUACAUAAAUUGCGGUAAAAGUGUGUACUCACGAGUAGCAAGAGUGUGUAAAAAAGAUACCGGAGGCAAGAACAUAUUGUCUCAAAAUUGGGCAACAUAUCUCAAGGCCAGGCUCAAUUGCUCAAUUCCGGGGGAGUUCCCUUUCUAUUUUAAUGAAAUUCAAAGCAUCUACAAAGUCCCAGGCGAUGACACACACUUUUACGGAACAUUCACAACGUCAACAAAUGGUCUGAUGGGCUCGGCCAUUUGUUCGUUCCACAUCGACGCCAUUCAAGAGGCAUUCCGUGGUAAAUUCAAAGAACAAGCUACAAGCAGCAGUGCUUGGCUUCCCGUACUGUCUAACAAAGUACCUGAGCCAAGACCAGGUCAAUGUGUUAACGAUACGGAAACAUUACCAGACACCGUUCUCAAUUUUAUAAGAUCUCAUCCGCUCAUGGAUUCUGCGAUUUCUCAUGAGAACGAAAAGCCCGUAUUUUUCAAACGUGACAUCAUGUUUACUAGACUAGUCGUUGAUAAGCUGAGAAUUGAUUUCAUCGGGAUGGAUCUUGAGUACACAGUCUACUAUGCUGGCUCAAGCGAUGGCAGAGUACACAAAGUUGUACAGUGGGUAGACAGCAAUGGAGAGUCCCAGUCAAUACUGCUUGAUGUAUUUGACGUAACUCCCGGUGAACCUAUUCAAGCGAUGGAGAUCUCUAAGGAACAUAAAGCCCUCUAUGUUGCCUCAGACCAUCGUAUAAAGCAAAUCGAUUUAGUUAUGUGCUCUCGGCGAUAUGAUAACUGUCUACGUUGCGUUCAUGAUCCAUACUGCGGCUGGGACAAAGACACUAAUGCUUGUAAACCCUAUGCACCAGGACUCCUUCAAGACGUUUCGAACAGCACCGCCGAUGUUUGCGACAGCAGCGUGGGAAAACGAAAGCUGGUGGUAACGUGGGGCCAAUCGGUGCAUCUGGGGUGCUUCGUAAAGAUGCCGGAGGUGUUGAUGAAUCAAGAGGUUAGGUGGUAUCACUACAGCAAAGAAAAAGGAAGGUAUCAGAUCGCGUACAAGUACGGCGCUGGAGGUGACAAGUUCAUUGAGACCUCCGAGAAAGGUCUUGUUAUUGUUGGUGUGAACGAACAGGAUGCGGGAAGAUAUGAUUGUUGGCUCGGAGGUGCUUUACUUUGUUCUUACAACAUCACCGUUGAUGCGCAUCGUUGUUCCGCACCAGCAAAAGCUGCUGACUAUCAGAAAAUAUAUUCUGACUGGUGUCAUGAGUUUGAGAAGUACAAGUCAGCGAUGAAAAGUUGGGAGAGAAAGCAAGCGCAAUGUUCAUCGCGACUAAACGACAGCAACCAGAACGUCCACACGAAUGAAGUAUACGGGACGCCACUGGUGUGA